AUGAAAUCGUUGGGAUGCGUGGUGGUCGGAGACGGGAGACUCUUCGUGGUGGAAAUUGAUGAGCGCAAGAAGGUCGGAAUCUUGAAGACGAUGAUCAAGGAGGCGAAGAUGUACAAACUUCCUGCGGACCAACUACUGCUAUACGUCGCGAAGAAGGGUGGCAACUGGCUCACGACGGACGAUCCUGACGUGACGAUGUUGGAGACUGGUGAGAUCCCCACUGGAAUCAUUAAUAUUAUGAAGAAGAAGGAGAACAAGAUGGAUUCUUGCUAUCGUGUCCGCAAUACGGCGUUUGGUUUCCCUAACGAAGACGCCGGUGAAGACGGUGAAAUCCACGUUCUGGUGAAACUUCCGGAAGCAGCCAACAAGAAGCAGCGUCUGGAGUGGCGGUCGACUCGGUGGGGAUCACACGCUUACGACCCGAACUCACAGUACUUUGUGCUGGAGAAAGAAGAUGUGGAUGAGUCCGGACUCCUACCCUCUCGCAUGAUGCUCUACUGCAGGCCCACAUUCCACCGCCAAUUCGAGUUGUUACGCGAUCAGGUAUCGAGCGAAGGUCAUUUGGGCUGGAUCCUUGGUCCUCCUGGAACGGGAAAGUCAACUACUGCAAUGGCAUUCGCGUCGACUGUGGACAGAAGUGAAUGGAUAGUUACUUGGAUUCAUGUGGCUAAGGACAUGGAUCUGAACUGCGUGCGUCUUGCUGGCGAAGAAAGAAAGACUCGAGCCAUUGAUAUUGCAAACGUAGACGAAGUUUUGCUGGUCGAUGACACUAAGAAGCAUCUACGGCUUGUUGAUGGCUGGACAGCUGCAGACUUCUUCAGGGAGCUAACAGUCAAGUGUCACCGAUGGUUGACGAGAGAUCUUGUCAAACGACGGCUGGCAUUUGUAUGCUCGGUAGCCUCUCGUGGCAAAGUUCAAGAGGGAACGGAUAUUCGGAUGCGUGCAAUGGAAUUUGAUGUCUGGUCGUGGACAUUGGCUGAGUACCUUGAUGCGGUUAAGGAACGAGAUUUUUUGAUGUGCGUGGCGAGUAUGUUGGAUGCUUCAGGCGGCGUAUAUGGACCAAGGUCUCCUGCGGAAAUGGUAGAGCUGAAGUAUCACUAUGCUGGUGGAUCAUGUCGCUACAUGUUUGACGAUACGACCACCGACGUCAAGACCAGACUUUGCCGAGCCGUGGAAUCCACCUCAAGUGCUGCCACUCUCUCUUCAGAAGGGCACCGCUCACAGCUUUGCAUCAACCGGCUUUUCGCGAUGUUUAAGCGACCGAAUUGGGAAGGUACUGUGUCGCCGUUGAUCAGUCGGUAUGCUGCUACUACAGUUGGUAUAGUAUGCGGUCCGGAGGCUAUCAAAAAGUUCAUGUCUACACAUCGAGACCAUUCAAACCCAGCACUGAAUGGAUGGAUGCUGGAGAUGGCGUUCUUCUCAAGUCUUCGACAGGGCGGUCUCGAACUUGUCGAUUCAGCAGGAAAUAAGCUUGACUUGUGGGGUCAAUCAGCUAUUGUGGUUUCGGAUGGAAUACCCGAGCUUUCUUGUGCACGCCCCGUAUGGAUUAAGCCCGAAAAAUGGAACCAAGGUGGAUAUGAUGCUAUCAUGGUGUGUAAACGUACUCAGCACGUGCGUUUGGUCCAAGUGACGAGUGCCCACAAGCAUUCUUUUCGCAUCGAUUUCUUUUACCAAUGGCUGAAGAUGCUGUCUGAAUCGCCGGAAAGUUUUGAGGUGAAGAAAUUGGAGAUAUUCUUUGUGGUCGAGCAAGACAAGCUGAGCGCGUUCGAAUUCACAACAACUGGAGAGGGACUUCUAGACCCUUUUGAGUGGCCGAAAGGGAAGGAGACUGAGCUAGUGCAACUUGUUGGGAUCCGAGGGUUAUAUAAUCUCUCACAGUAG
Phytophthora infestans T30-4 is the source of this 1881-nucleotide messenger RNA. Its product is annotated as crinkler (CRN) family protein, putative. NCBI's taxonomy places the organism in Eukaryota, Oomycota, Peronosporomycetes, Peronosporales, Peronosporaceae. The transcript has a single exon. Bases 1 to 1881 code for a protein of 626 amino acids. The record is from RefSeq and is a predicted model, not a curated record.